AUGGUGGCCAAAUCCGCCCUGCUCCUGGCUGGCGCAGCGCUUGCUGCUGCUGGUGGUGUCAAUCGCAGUCUUCCCCUUCCUCCUGGCACCCGAACUCUUAAAGUACUUGCUUCUUUAGCCACCGAUACAGCCGUUACAGGCACUGCCGCAGUGUAUGGAAUCAAUGACAACGAAAAUGCCAACGGUGGCCUUGGAUGCCGGGCCUAUUACGGCGACGGCAGCUCCAAUGAUGGCUGGCCAUCCAUCAGCCAAUGGGUCUCGUUCAACUACAUCUGGCAAGUCAACUACAACAGCAUUCAGAACUCGUGUAGCCAGUAUGGCGUCCCCAAUCUCUCCGACGACGAGAUGAACGACCUAGAGAACGGCAUCAACGACAUCGCCAACCAAUUCAACAUCGAUCAUCGCUACAUUCUGGCCGAGAUCUUGACGGAGUCUUCCGGCUGUGUCCGAGUUCCCACUACGGGUGGCCCCGCGACUGGCAUCUGGAACCCUGGCCUGUUGCAAGACUUCGAUGGAUACUACACCUGCAACUGCAAUACUUACAACGGCGUGUACAACGAGUACGGUGAGACCUGUGGUGUGGUCAACCCAUGUCCAGCAGACACAAUCAGCAACAUGAUUCGAGAGGGCGCUGUGGGCACUGAUAAUGGAGUCGGCCUUAGCUUUCUUAUCAACGCAGCCGAGGCUCAGGGUGCCCAGGACGCCCAGGUUUUUUAUGUUGCGUCUGAGUGGUACAAUCAAGGAGAGUACUCGCCUAACGUAGGUGGUUCUCUAAACGCAAACUGCUAUGCCAAUAAAGUGGCUCAGUGGCUCACUGGAUGCACGAAUCCGGUGUCAUGUUAA
Messenger RNA from Trichoderma atroviride IMI 206040, 843 nucleotides. RefSeq lists its product as uncharacterized. The record is from RefSeq and is a predicted model, not a curated record. Lineage: Eukaryota; Fungi; Ascomycota; Sordariomycetes; Hypocreales; Hypocreaceae.